GGGCGGGGCGGUUCGGGGGCUCCUCACGGUGCCGGUCUGUGUCAAUAACCCUCGGUGGGCUUCAGAGCCACGUUUUGCUGUGGCAGCUGGGAAUGUGACACUUUCUGCGGUGGCAUAUCGGUGGUUUGGACCUUAAUUAGUUCACACUGCUGACCUGUAGCGAUAGCGGGUGGCUGAAGCCAUUCUCGUUUCGCAGAAUGAGAAUCGUUCGGGUUGGAAGGUCCGUCUGGAGAUCAAAGCCCCCUGCCAAGGCAGGGUCACCCGGAGCAGGUGACACAGGAACGCGUCCAGUGAGGUUUCAUGAGUCAAACUGGGCUGUUGGGAGUUUCUUUUGAAGAUGUACAUGUUGGUUGAAAAACGCACAAAUUCCCAUCUUCACCUGAAGAGGUCACCUGGCAUCCGAUCCUGGUCUCUCUGUGUUGGAAUAGCCUCCAUAGGUUUGGCUGCUGCUUAUUAUAGUGCAGACAGCUUGGCAUGGAAGCUCUUCUACAUGGCUGGGUGUUUCUUUGUGGCAGCCCAGAAUCUGGAGCAGUGGGAGGAAGCUGUAUUUGAUAAAAACAAGGGAACAAUCUGCCUAAAAACAUUCAACCUCUACAAAAAAAUACUGACCUUGUCAAAAGGAGGCAACGAACAAGUGGUGGCCGUGCUGGGCGAGAUCCGCGACGUGAACGUGGAGGAGGAGGCCGUGCGCUAUUUCGGGAAGGGUUACCUGGUUGUGCUGCGCUUCGUCACCGGCUUCUCGCACCCGCUCACCCAGAGCGCCGUGCUGGGCUGCAGGAGUGAUGUGGAAGCAGUUGCCAAACUCAUUACAAAUUUUCUGGAACUGGACAGAGUAGAGACCCCGCAAGAUUUCUCCCAGAGCAGCGAAACAGAGGUCUUGCACCACAGCAUUCCACUUGGAGAAGAGCCUGAGCAGAAGUGAGAAGAAGAAACAAUGACAUUUGCAGGGGCUGAACCAGCCUGUGGCAUACCUGAAAAUGGAUGUUGGUGGGAGCAGUGAUGAAACAGCAGCAACAUCUGUUUGCCACUGCCAGGGAGGCUUUAGCUGAACUCUGCACAGAGAUCUGCUUAAGGAGUAAGGUUAUUUCAGUCUACAGAUCUUUGGAAUUACCUUCUGAAAGUGUUCCUGGCAGAUGAUCACCUGGUAUCUGCUGCAGUGGAAGUUUUAUUUCAAGUUCCUUUCUUUUUUAACUACAGCGUUCAAAAUUUUCAUUUUAACUUUAAAUAGCAGUAAAAUGUAAUUAAGGAAAGAACUAUAUGCUUCAAAUAAGGCAGUAUACAUUAUUUAGGAACUUUGCUAAAAUAUUUUAAAUUUUGAUGUAAAUAUUACUUUCUGCUGAGGUGUCAGUGACACCUGAAAUGCAGAGCUUGAUAUUUAAAUCACUUUUCUGGAGUUGUUUCCCACUUUGAGCUGAUACAGCUCCAACACUGCUGCAGCCAGGCAGAGAAU
Onychostruthus taczanowskii (white-rumped snowfinch) is the source of this 1450-nucleotide messenger RNA. Its product is annotated as cytochrome b-245 chaperone 1. The record is from RefSeq and is a predicted model, not a curated record. NCBI's taxonomy places the organism in Eukaryota, Metazoa, Chordata, Aves, Passeriformes, Passeridae. The transcript has 9 exons. Bases 338 to 922 code for a protein of 194 amino acids.